CUUUCUCUCUGACUCCUGACUAGCUUCUUCUUGCUAUUUUGUCACAGAAUUACAUUUUCUUAAAGAAAGUCGUAAAAUGAAUCAAAAAUCAAAGCCGGUUAACAAAUAUUUAGCUGAAAUGGAGAAAGAAAAGGAUUUUCUUCAAUCCUUCGCGCAUAGCAAUGAAUAUCUUGAUGGUUUGGCGGAUUUAUCCAAUAACUUCUAUAAUCACGAAGAAACAGACAAACCUCUAACAAAUCGUUUGGAAGCUGUUAAGAUAACUCUAAACACAGAAAGUGAUUCGGAGAGUUCCAGUGACUCCAACAUUGCCUCCGGCAUCGAAAAUAAUGCAAAUUUUCUUUACUUUAACCAAUCAUUUACCGAUCAAUACGAGGUGUCACAACCACGCUGCGCCACUCCUGACUUCGACGUAUUCAACAUGGACGUCCAGAAAAAACGAACUAUGUCUGCUAAGAUUAGUGAAGAGUUACCGGUCAAUCAAAUAAAUAAGGAAGUUUUGCAAAAAUUUGCAUUCACCGAAAUCUGGGUUAAACAGCAGUGCCACCCUAGGAGUAAUUCUUUGCUGCAGGGUAGAUUUUCUACUAAUUUGGAAAACUAUUUCAAGCCCAAUGAAUCGGUGGAUAAACUAAUAGAGAAAGAGCAGCAGAAGGGUGUCGUCAACAAGUUCUAUGUGAAACCACACCUAUCCUCUACUUCUGCAUCGUGCAGCUUUCAGACUGCUGUGGGCAUUCAAUCGGAGAAAAUACUAAUAGAGAAAGAACAGCAGAAGUGUUUCCGUAACCAGCUCUCUAUGGAGUCACGCCAAUCUACUAUUGCUGCAUCGAAUCAGAAUUCUCUCGAUGUUGAGCCCUAUGUGUCGCCUUUCGAAGAUGUGCCCGAAAUGCCGAAAAAGGAGAAAUUGCCAGGUGAAAAGAAGGGUAUUACUGUGCCGGCUGGCUUCGAUUUGACAAACUUAGUGGAGUAUAACAAUCCCAAUCAUUGGCAUCGUCGCAAAACCACUCGUAACGAUACUCGUCCAUAAAUGCAACGCAGGAAGUUGCAUAUAAUUAUAUUUUAAGUUAUAUCUGAGAUACAUACAUGCAUAUGUAUACGAGCCAAUAAGCUGAUCUUCUAAAUAAAUAUCUUAUCUCUGCCACUUCUAUAACA
Messenger RNA from Drosophila albomicans, 1146 nucleotides. RefSeq lists its product as uncharacterized. Bases 77 to 1021 code for a protein of 314 amino acids. Lineage: Eukaryota; Metazoa; Arthropoda; Insecta; Diptera; Drosophilidae. The record is from RefSeq and is a predicted model, not a curated record. The transcript is spliced from 5 exons.